UUCUUGGACCUCGUAACUUAUUCUAAGGCCAUGUUUAUCCCAACAAAAACUCAAUCCAUUCUACUGUUACUUUUACAUUAACACCACGACCCUCCUAUAAGAAAGUCCACUCAAAGGAUAUUUCCAAUUCUUCAAAAUUCGGCAAUGGAAGGCUACAAAUGCAUAAAAAUCGAUCGUCAAAACCCAAACUCCGGCGUCUUCCACCUCCGCCUCCACCGUCCGUCGCACCACAAUGCUCUCACAACCGAACUCUUCGCCGAACUCCGUCAAGCUUUCUCAUAUCUGGACCAAAACCCCGAGGUCCACGUCAUCAUCCUCUCCGGAUCCGGCAAGCACUUCUGCGCCGGAAUCGACCUCAAAUCAACAGCCUCCAACUUCUCGAAGCUUCAAUCGGAGGAGCGGGGGCGGGCAGGGGAGAGGCUCCGGCGGGAAAUCAAGUGGAUGCAGGAAUCGAUCACGGCGAUCGAGGAGUGCCGGAAGCCGGUGAUUGCGAGCAUCCACGGAGGGUGCAUCGGAGGAGGGGUUGAUAUAGUGACGGCGUGUGAUUUGAGGUAUUGCACGGCGGAGGCGGUGUUUUCGGUGAGGGAGGUUAGAAUGGCGAUUACGGCGGAUCUUGGGACUCUGCAGAGGCUGCCGAGAAUCGUAGGGUAUGGGAAGGCGGCGGAGUUGGCGUUGACGGGCCGGGAUUUUUCGGGCUUGGAGGCUAAGGAAUUGGGCUUGGUUUCACGAACUUUUGCUUCCAAGUUGGAGCUUGAAGAUGAAGUCCUCAAAAUUGCUCAAGAAAUAGGUUCAAAAUCUCCAUUGGCUGUCGUGGGAACAAAGGCAGUGCUACUAAAAAGCAGAGACCUAAAUGUAGAACAAGGCUUGGAUUAUGUUGCAACUUGGAACUCAGGGACUCUACUCUCGGAUGAUCUCAAAGAAGCCAUCUCCGCUCAAGCUAACAAACGCAACCCAGUAUUUUCUAAGCUAUGAGACGGAGAUAUUCAAACAUCUGACCUCUUGAUCGAGAGUAUAUGUUUUAGUGAGUUAAAUUAUACUCAAAUUGGUUGUAGGUCCCAAAACAACUACGGCCAACAUUUUACUUUUGUAUUUCCAUUAAUGACAUAAAACGUCAUCAUAUAUGUUCUUUUCAUUUCUUUGAUCAUCUUUACUUUUACUUUUUCUUUUCUCUUAAUAAAAAAUGGUAAAUAUAUGUUUGUCUUCGA
Messenger RNA from Benincasa hispida (wax gourd), 1205 nucleotides. It is a transcript of the gene DCI1, whose product is annotated as delta(3,5),delta(2,4)-dienoyl-CoA isomerase 1. Gene Ontology annotation, molecular function: delta(3,5)-delta(2,4)-dienoyl-CoA isomerase activity. Gene Ontology annotation, cellular component: peroxisome. Lineage: Eukaryota; Viridiplantae; Streptophyta; Magnoliopsida; Cucurbitales; Cucurbitaceae. The record is from RefSeq and is a predicted model, not a curated record.